CUUUACAAAUAAACGUGUUCUUAGAAUAAAAGGAUUGUAUGCGAGGCUAUUAAGAAGAAAGCUGUCGAACCUGAAUAAAUGAAAUGAACUAAUCGAAUAAACGGCGUCUUUCAAUAUUAACAUUCGCACCAGCAAGACGCAUAAUUGAGUAGUGCGUGCGAGUCCAGUAUUUCUAGUACUGGAGUUGAUAGCAUCAUAUUAUCGUGUUACAGAAAAAACGAAAUGCAAAGUACAGACUUGUGUCAUACUGACCUCAGAUACUGAGAGUCUAAAGUACAGCAAUAUUGCUGUGGAAUCGACUGAUGAGAGGAAUGGAGUUUCAGCUAAACAGUGUUAAGGAUUAAUUGAUGAGUUGAUUGGAGAGAUCUAUAGUUGCUAGACUGAUGUAGAUGUAUGGAAAGUCGACUGACUAGAGUAGGAACGAUUGCGUCCAUUACGUCCCCUCAGCCACAAAACAAAACUGCAUAACUAUAAAAGAAGGCACGAGAAGAGCGUCACAGACAGAACAACUUACCCGAUGGCUGUGUUUUAAUAGUAUAGAAACAGAUAUAUGUUUUGAUUAACACACCGUUGGUCAAGCGAGUCCCGAUUGACUACAACUACAUGUACCUGAACCAAUCCUUGCUUACGGCAGUGUUGACUAUUAUACUGUUGUUAUAGCAGCGACAUUACAGCCAUGAAGACAGACAUGAUUAUGCUCCUAGUCAUUUUGAGUGUGUUUCUUUCGUUCACAUCAUCUGUCUUUCCGGUGAAACUAGACGCUGGCAGAGAUAUAGCUAAGGGUCUGGACAGCAUUAAAAGCAAAUCAUACUGUCCUAGAGUGUGUGAGUGUAAGAAUAAGAUAGUGAAAUGUAUCAAUAAUAAACGUGCUAUUCGUCAAGUCCCGAGCCAUAUUCCUAACGACACCCUUGAACUCUACCUUAACGGCAACGCUAUUACCAACAUCCAGUCGGGGUCUUUUGCCGGAUUGGUCAAUCUUACUAAACUCGAUUUGACCAAUAAUAUCAUAUCUUCUAUUGCCAUGGGGACGUUCGAUUCUCUAAGACAGUUAAAGACACUGUAUUUGACACAGAACAGUGUCCAAGAAUUCGACGGAAGGCUUGUGUCUCGUUUAACCAAACUACAAAAGAUUCAUCUGAAUCAGAAUACGCUCCAUCGUAUCCCAGAUCUGAGCGCCUGCGUCGACUUGCAGUAUCUAUCAUUGGAAACCAACCUCCUGAAAAAUGUCACAUUUCCCGAAGGCUAUCAGAAACUGAAAAAUCUAUCUACUGUAGUUUUGAAUAAAAACUUGAAGCUGACUAGCUUAAGUAAAGCGGAUUUUAGAAACCUUCAGUUUUCAAAAAUGCGAAAGUUUACGAUUUCAGGUUGCAAAAUAAGCAAAGUAGAGAAUGGAACAUUUUCCUUCUUCAGUAAGCUAUCAUCUCUCAGUAUAGGGUAUAACCCUUUAGAUUCUGAUCAGUUGGCCGUCAUUCUUAAAGAUAUGUCUAAAUCACGACAGUUAGUAGCACUGGACGUAUCUAGCAUAUCAUUUGAUGGCAGCCUACCACUUGGCAUAUUUGACUCGAUGAACAAUACCAAUCUACAGACGCUGACGAUGCGUCAUAAUGACAUUAAAACAAUUCAAAGUAAAGCGUUCUCAACGCUGAAAACAUUAAAAAUGUUGGACAUAAGUUUUAGUAAGAUAGCGGGAUGGGAAGAAGAGGCAUUUUCUGGACUCAAAACACUCACCGAUCUCAGGCUCUUCGGAAACGCUAUAUAUACCUACCAUGAGGGUACAUUUCCCUCUACUCUCAAGAAGCUUGACUUGAGCUACAAUUAUAAUGUUAAAUACAUUUCUGACUACACAUUUGAUAAUCUCAGAAAAUUGACCGAGCUUAGGCUUCACCAUAAUGCCAUCAUCGGUAUCUAUAAACGGGCCUUCAGCGGACUGUUUAGCGUUACCAAACUAGACCUAUCACAUAAUAAACUUGCAGGAAAUGCCCUUGCUGUUCAAGCCCUUAACCCGAUGACAAACCUACAGAUAAUUAAUCUAAAUAACAAUAACUACAAGAAAAUAGUGAACGAGGAUAAACUCUUUCAGAAUCUACCCCAGUUGCGUCAGUUGGAUCUCAGUAACAAUGACUGUGAGGAGAUCCCAAUAGGAUUGUUUUUCAAGCUAACCAACCUUCAAUAUCUCAAUUUGAGAAACAACAACUUCGGAAAGAUUCUUUCGAAUGGGUCAAUGUCAGUUAUAUUCAAAGACCUUAUCAAAGUGGAAGAAAUUGAUUUGAGUAUUAAUAGCAUCGAACUUCUUCCACCAUCGCUACUUAACAACACCAAGGGCCUAACCAAGUUAAAUCUAGUUGGAAAUAUGGUUUCUCACUGGGAACCAAACUUCUUUGAUGCGACAGAGAAUCUCAAAGAUUUAAAUCUCGGGAACAAUCUUAUCUCUUUGGUAAAUAGUUCCUCAAUGAAGGGACUACUUUCUCUAGAGCGGAUGAAUCUUAGCGGAAACCCAUUUGCCUGCAACUGUGACCUUGUCUGGUUCAGAUUAUGGUGGGUCAACUCGACUAAUAUCACAUUUCCCGGAUUGUCAAAAAUGAUGUGUAACUCGCCAAAGAAUCUCGCCGGUACAUACUUCAUGGAUUUCGACCCUUCUACCUUGGACUGUGUGGAUCACACCAUUUUGAUGGUGAUAGCAUCUACAGGAGUUGCUACUUUGCUGCUGAUCGUCAUUGGAUUCACUUAUCAUAGACACCAGUGGUCAAUUAAACUACGACUAUAUCGUGCCUCGAAAUACCUACAUUCCACCAAUCAUCAAAGAGGAUACCAGCGCGUAAUGACGUAUGACGCUUACGUCAUCAACGCACAAGCAGACGAUAGAUGGGUCAUUGACAACAUGCUUCCGAAUAUAGAAGUAGCCAUAAAUGAUGACCCAGAAAACAGGAUCAAGUUAUACUUUGAUACACGUAACUCCGUUCCUGGAAUGCCAAGGAUAAAGAAUUAUGCGGAAAAUAUGGACAUAAGUCGAGUUGUGAUUGCUGUCAUUUCAGACAAUUUCCUAGAUGACAAUUUUAGCUUGUUUCAACUAUCCGAAGCCAACCAUAUUGCUAUUAAAGAACAGAGACCAUUACUUAUUGUUUUCCUGGGUGAAUCAGUAAAAACAAAAUGCCCAAGAGAAUGUCGGAGAUACGUGGAUAAUAAUGAAUGUGAAGUCUGGGUAGAUGGAAUAGAGGGUCAAGAGGACGGACAGCGGUUGCUAUGGGAACGGUUGAGAGAAAAUAUUUGUAGAGACAGGCAAAUCGGAGCUUUGCAAGGAGGCCACGAUGCAGAACUUAAUCCACCAGUUUAAUUCAUACGCAUGAUACGAGUUAAAAUAUUUGGGCAAAGCGUUUCUAUCUCAACACAUUUAUCAUACAUUCCAUUGUAUAUAGUCUUUUACGAUGUUACCAUAGCAGCAACGGCAAACAAAGUUUCACAAAUUAUAGGUCGAGUUAUUAAUGAGUGACGCUUCCAGGGGCCUUACAUACCUUGCCUUCCCUGCCAGUGUCCUCGUACCCCGUUGGCCCCGGAGGAUUCUCAUUAGCGGCACCUUCAUAGCGGAUAAUGGCGGUCUGGUGAGCCUGGGCCCAACUUGGUGAACAAUCAGCAAGCCCUAAACAAACAUCAUAUUAACCUAUUAAUCAAUAUUAAUAUUUUUGUUGAUUGCUUUAAGCACACCCCUUGAAUGAGCUUACUAACUAGUUACUUUGACGGAACGUCAAUGUA
Molecule: messenger RNA, 3747 nt
Organism: Owenia fusiformis
Lineage: Eukaryota; Metazoa; Annelida; Polychaeta; Sabellida; Oweniidae
Source: the annotation of a GenBank genome assembly